AUGCGAAACAGUGGUCCAAAUGCUCCUUCCCGUCCUCGCUCAGCCUUCAAUCUGUACAUGCAGUAUCGCUUAAGCCAUGAUGAGGAUCUUGUUGCUCGUCCCUUCAUAGAGCGUCGACGUUUAAUUGGGGGGGAAUGGUCUGCAAUGUCUCAACAACAAAAACAAAUUUAUCGCGAUCAAGCAAUUUGUGAGCGUGAAAAGUAUCUCAAAGAAUUUGAUGAGUACAAGAAAACUGACGAGUACAAAGAAUGGAUAGCCAAGCAGGAAAUUAGUCAAUCUUUGAAGCGUGGAAAAAAAACUACGGGUAAACACAAUGUCGAAGAUGGCUUGGGGGACGGUGUUUCUUCGAAAUUCCGUCGAGUUCCGAUAUUUACUCAGGAGUUUCUUGAAUAUAAUCGCCAGAGGGAGAUGUCACUGCGCCACCUUCGUAAGCAGGCACGCUCUCUACUGCCCUUAGUUACUAAAUUGGACGAAGAAACUGCUCUACUAAGCAAACAUGUCGAGAAUCUCGCUAACGCUGGAAACAACUUAGAGCAGCAGAUAAAGGCAGCAGAGGCUCAGCUGUCUUUGGAGGAGGCUGUUGUACAGAAGUUCUGUAAAGAGCUAGUGACCACAUUUGCAGACCUCCCAGUCCCUACUUUGGAUAAAUCGACUCGAUCGCCUUCGAAGGGCUCUGAGAGAAUUACCCUCAGCAGUGUUGACUCAUACCUUUCGAGACUGGCUGAGCUCUCCUCCUCUGGUAACCACGAAACGCUAAGAACUACUGCGGUGGAAUUCCUGCGGGCUGCGAUUCGGUCGAAGAAACUGACAAUGUGUUCUACAUAA
Messenger RNA from Mesocestoides corti, 825 nucleotides. NCBI's taxonomy places the organism in Eukaryota, Metazoa, Platyhelminthes, Cestoda, Cyclophyllidea, Mesocestoididae. The record is from the annotation of a GenBank genome assembly.